This is a messenger RNA of Glarea lozoyensis ATCC 20868, 798 nucleotides long. Its product is annotated as Isochorismatase-like hydrolase. The transcript has 3 exons. NCBI's taxonomy places the organism in Eukaryota, Fungi, Ascomycota, Leotiomycetes, Helotiales, Helotiaceae. Bases 1 to 798 code for a protein of 265 amino acids. The record is from RefSeq and is a predicted model, not a curated record.
AUGACGGACAUUUCAUUUGGACCCUCAACACGACCAUGGCACUACUCCAAGACCACCAAAACCUUCGACCUAUCCGGCGACUCGAAGAACAAACUGCAAUUCUCGGCAACCGAGGGCCCAUCUGGAACCCAAGUGACCAUCGCAGCGGAUUCCACGGCUCUCGUAAUAGUAGACAUGCAGAACUUCUUCCUCGACGCGCGUUGUAUGGAACACAAAGAGGGUCUAGCAGCCAUCGACCCGACCAUCAAAGUAAUCGAGAAAUGCAGAGCCGCCGGAAUACAGGUCAUUUGGCUCAACUGGGGGCUGACGGAACAUGAUAUGGAAACGAUGCCUGGCGGUGUCCAGCGCGGGUUCAUGAAAGACGAGAUCGCUGCGAGCACGUCGGAGCUUCGGCCGUGGAUGGGCUUGGGUGCCGAGUUGCCAGACGACCAAGGCCGUUGUCUGUUUGCGGAUACUUGGAAUGCAGAUAUAUAUCCGCCGCUAAAGAAGCAUGUUGAUUCUUCUGAUAUCCACUGCGCCAAGAAUCGGAUGAGUGGGUUGUGGACUCCUGAACAGCCUUUGUGGAAGGUGUUGGAGAAGGAGAAGAUAUCGACGGUAUUGUAUGCUGGUGUGAAUACUGAUCAGUGUGUCUUGGGUACCUUUGUGGAUGGAUAUAAUGCAGGUUGGAAUUCAAUUUUAAUUGACGACUGCUGUGGCACACCAACACUUGGUGCGAAAGAAGUCACCCUAUUGAAUAUCGCCAGCUGUUAUGGUUUUGUCACCAAUAGCACGAGUUUCUCUGCCGCUAAAGCGGUAUGA